GGGGGCGUCUUGUUGGUUUCGUUUCCCAGUUGAGCACUUUCGACUAUCGUCUUUUGUCACCAUUACCCCGGCAUUCACGAUCAUGCCGUCGUUGAAGAAGACCACGUUCGGCGCCCGGACGUUUUUCGCUUCGUGUCAUGCGAGGGACACCUGUGGCAUGAACGGCUUACCGCUCACUCCCAACUCGAUCAGAGUGCUCGGACUUUUUCAGCGUCUCAAAUGCCUGUCUCACAAGAACCUCUGCGCAUACCUCGAUGCAUUCCGCAGCAAACACGAGAGACUCGUGGUCGUCAUUGAGCACUUCAGAAAGUCCUUGCAAGACGAAAUUCCAAACAAGUUGCCAGUGGACACCAUCAGCAGAAUAUGCCGAGAAGUUCUGGAGGCACUGGACUACCUGCACUCAAGAGGCAUCACGCACCGGGCUCUGUCGCCGUGCUCCGUCCUGCUCGAUGACAAGCUACAAGUCAAGCUCGCCAACUACGGACUGUGCCACAUGACUGAAAAUGGCCGAACUGUGCCUUUUCCGCUGGGGACACCUAAAUACCUCGCUCCUGAAGUCUUGGCUCAAGAGAGGCCGUCGGGACCGAAAGCCGACAUUUGGUCGCUGGGUGUCGUCACCUUGGAGUUGGCACUGGGCAAAGAGGUAUGGAAAGGAGCAAGCCUUGAGCAGAUUUUCACACAGCUGCUGACCUGCAUCAAAGAAGAUGGAGACAUAGUGCUUCUUGUGGCAGAAUCUGACCCACUCAGCAGCAAACUCGAGGAGCUGGACCCUCUUCUCAAGUCCUUCAUCUCAUCGUGUUUGAAACUGCUGCCCAGAGAAAGGCCAUCGGCCCAAGAUCUGCUACAGCACCCAUUCAUUGCGCUCGCCCCAGAAGAGCCUGUGCCUUUGGAGCCUCUACGCUGCGCGUCAUUGGCUCCUCUGAAAUACACGCCUGGCUUCGGAAGUCCCUUGGAGGAGCGCCCUCUUCAAGAGUUGUACUCUUUGUGGUGCCUAGCUGGUGGUGACGCUGAAGCAGAGCUUGGCAGGCAAGGUUGCCUGCGUGCCAAGGCGCCCAUUUGUACAUUGCCAUGCAUUGUACUUCUAGAGGGAGAAGAGCUUGGGCAGAAGAAGGACACAGUUUUCUUCUAUGACGACACAGUUGUGCUUCUACCCACAGAGCAGCUUUGCCAGAGGCUGAGAGGGAUGGAUCCAAAUCUCUACUACCCUCUGAUUGAAGAAAGAGAGGAUGUACCUUCCAGUCCCAGCUUCAGUAGUGACACGGCUGCAUUGCCGGUUGUCAUUCGUGAAAAGGACAUUGAAUACCAGCUUCAGCGAAUCAUCCUUUACAAUCGGCUCCUGGAGGCAUACCCUUAUCAGAAGCAGCGGAUCAUCCAGGAAGCCAAGCUGGAUAUCCCACCGCUGUGCAGGGCCCACAUCUGGUCGGCGUUGCUCGAUGUACAGGGUGACCUAAUACGAGAGUAUGAAGCCAUCGACAAAGAAACGCCCACCCCAACUGACAGACAGAUAGAAGUGGACAUUCCUAGAUGCCAUCAGUACGACGAGCUCUUGUCAUCGCCUACUGCUCAUGCCAAGUUCAAGCGCCUUCUGAAAGCUUGGGUUGUGAGCCAUCCUCAGUAUGUUUACUGGCAGGGCUUGGACUCCUUGUGCGCACCCUUUCUACACCUGCACUUCAAUGACGAAGCUUCUGCGUAUGCAUGCUUGUCCACAUUCAUCUCGAGAUACCUCUAUGACUUCUUCCUUCAGGACAACUCCCAAGUUAUCAAAGAGUACCUGGCUGUAUUCUCUCAUUUGGUUGCCUUUCAUGACCCGGAGCUGACCAACCAUUUGGACAGUAUUGGAUUUCUCCCAGAGCUCUACUCCAUCCCGUGGUUUUUGACAAUGUACACACAUGUGUUUCCCUUGCACAAGAUAUUUCACUUGUGGGACACACUGCUGCUUGGCCGAGACAGCUUCCCCCUCUGUGUUGGUGUGGCCAUUCUGCAGCAGCUUCGUGCAGAUCUGCUCUCAUUUGGCUUCAACGAGUGUAUCUUGCUCUUCUCAGACAUGCCUGAGAUAGAUAUACAGCGGUGUGUCCAGGAUUCCAUUCGUAUCUUCUGCACUACACCACAGAGCUCCACAUUCAGAGCUCACGCAAGUCCUGGCAGCCAGCCCCAAGAUCCACUCGGCAUGAGCCCGGUGCCCUUGGAGGAGCUGAAGGCGGAGCUCUGCCCACGAAUUUCCCCUCGGGAUCUGCUAGCUCUGCUUCACAGCUCUCAAAUGCCUCUUCUGGUCAUCGAUGUGCGUCCCUCCGAGGAGUAUCAGCGUGGCACCAUUCCAGGUGCCUUGAAUGUGGUCCCAGCCAGCAGCAGCAGCCGCACAGCAGCAGGGGUGGUCGUGGUGGCAGGCAGCCAGAAAGAACACGCUGCAGCUGUGAGUGCGGCCAAUGGACUGGUGCGCAGCGGUCAGCCCCGGGUGUGCCUCCUGCACGGCGGCAUCGAGGCCCUGCGCACUGUGCUCGAGCUGCCAAUAAACAGCGUUCACUCGUACACCACCUCCUCGUUGGGGUUGAACGUGUCGAUGUACAUGUUCUCCUUUUUGUGCAUGCGGCGCACGUGCGAGCGGAGGUUGUCCCUGCGGGCCGACCGGUAGCUGCAGUGCGGGCACAGGUGCGGCUUCUCGCCCGUGUGCAUGCGCCGGUGCUGGAUUAUCUUUUUCAGCUGGAUGCUGGCAAAACCACACACGUCGCACACAAAGUUCUCUCCACUGCGGUGCUUUUUCAUGUGCUUCUGCAUGUCGGCCUCGGUGGAGCGGUCCUUGCCACAG
Rhipicephalus sanguineus (brown dog tick) is the source of this 2803-nucleotide messenger RNA. RefSeq names its product TBC domain-containing protein kinase-like protein. The record is from RefSeq and is a predicted model, not a curated record. Gene Ontology annotation, biological process: protein phosphorylation. Gene Ontology annotation, molecular function: ATP binding; protein serine/threonine kinase activity. Gene Ontology annotation, cellular component: cytoplasm. The coding region runs from base 83 to 2629 and encodes 848 amino acids. NCBI's taxonomy places the organism in Eukaryota, Metazoa, Arthropoda, Arachnida, Ixodida, Ixodidae. The transcript has 24 exons.